Messenger RNA from Xyrichtys novacula (pearly razorfish), 637 nucleotides. Lineage: Eukaryota; Metazoa; Chordata; Actinopteri; Labriformes; Labridae. The record is from the annotation of a GenBank genome assembly.
GGACUAUUUAACAGAGUAGACCAGAGAUACUUCCUCUGUAUUCUGGGAGUAGUGUGUCUUCAUAUGUCACAGGGACGCCCUCAAGUGGAGGAGAGCGGUGUAACAACACAGCCUAAGGUUAAGUUUCGUUUUCCAUUCAUCAGAACUGAAACUCCUUGGAUGAAAUGAAACUUUCCUACCGCCCUGAACUCAUCCGCCGUUGUCCUCCCCAGCCGCAGUCUUGCUUGGACGUGGAAGUGAACAGGAUGGGCGACAAAACGAUGGAGACCGAAAUAUUAAAGAUAAUCUGCUGCAAUCAAGGAGCAGUUGACACUAAAUUCUUAAUAUCAAAUCUCGGACUCGGAGAUUCUACCUCUGAGAUCUUGAAUAACCCGGAGAAAUUCGCUUUUUGUUGUCCAUACGGGCAGCCAAAGGUGGUGGCCAGGACCAGCCUGAGACUGUGCAGACCCAAAGUUUGUCCGGGAUCAUGCCAGAGCCUGCACUUGUGCAAAAGUCUCCUCCUCAACGGAUCUUGUCAAUUCGCUUUGAUGAGGUAAAUAUAUUCUGAUUGAUUUAAGAGCUAGACAGGUGAUAUAUGCUGUUAUUUAAUGGGAAUGUGAACAAUAAAAUAUCAAAUUUUAAGUUUCUGUUUAUCAGG